UUCCGCUGCCGAUGUUGGCUAGCAAGAAGAAGUAGAAGUACCCCUGACUUGCUUCUGCUAGUUAGCUAGCUGCAGUGGCGGGUUGUGGAGAACGACCAGAUGUAGACAGCUCCGGCAAUGAAAGGUGUGUAUUCCUGCCAUAAAUAGCAGUGAUGGACGGACAAGCCCUGAGGCCGACUGCGUCAUGGGAGAAUGGCACUCUGGCUCCUGUGGACCGCCUUCGCGCUGAGAGGGCGGACAGCCCCACACCGGGUCUGGUGGAGGGAACUGAACCAGGCGCCGGUCAGAAGAGUGCUAUGUUCGUCCAUGCGCAGUCUUUUGAGGAUCUGACUGCAGAGGCUGAGGAAGAGGCUCGGAGGGACGAUGAACUGGACAAAUCAGGAGAGUGUGCAGAAGAGCUCAAGGUGCUGGUGGGGGAGAAAACCAUAGAGGAGCAACGCAACAACAGCAUUUCAUCGGAGAGCAGGUCCAAGGAGGAGGACGUGUCCAGUGAGGCGUGGAGGAGCCACAGAAAGCACGUGUUUGUGCUGAGCGAGGCCGGAAAGCCCAUCUACACCCGCUACGGCACAGAGGAGGCUCUGUCCAGCACCAUGGGGGUGAUGAUGGCUCUCGUGUCCUUUGUAGAAGCAGAGAAGAACAUCAUCCGCUCCAUCCACGCAGAUGGCUGUAAAGUGGUUUUCCUCACCAAGAGCCCUCUGGUCCUGGUGGGCGUGUCUCGGACCUGUCAGUCAGAUAAGGAGCUGCUGCGGGAGCUGCAGUACAUCUACUACCAGAUCGUCAGCCUGCUCACCCUCACUCAGCUCAACCACAUCUUCCAGCACAAGCAAAACUACGACCUGCGCCGCCUGCUGGCCGGCUCCGAGUAUCUCACCGACAACCUGCUGCAUCGGCUCGACCGAGACCCCGGCCUGCUGCUCAGUGCCGUCACCUGCCUGCCUCUGGCCAGCUCUGCCAGGGAUGUGGUCUCAUCGAGCCUGCAGGCCGCCAAAGCCAAAAACCUGGUGUUCUCCAUCUUGCUGGCGGGAGACCGGCUGGUUACCCUGGUGAGAAAAAAGGACCAGUUUCUGCACCACAUAGACUUGCACCUGGUCUUCAACCUUGUCGGUUCCUCCUCGUCCUUCCGAGAGGGUGAAGGCUGGACGCCGAUCUGCCUGCCAAAGUUUAACACUGCAGGAUUUUUCCAUGCUCAUAUUUCUUACUUGGAGCCUGCGUCUGAGCUCUGCCUCAUCCUGGUCUCAACCGACAGGGAGGACUUUUUUAACAUGUCCGACUGCAAGCAACGGUUCCUGGAGAGGCUGAGUAAGCGCAGCGCCUACCAGGCUCUGAAGGAGGCACUAAAAUGUCCUACUUACUCUGUGGCGCAGGUCGGCAUCCCAGAGCUCAGGCACUUCCUGUACAAAUCCAAAAGCUCGGGGCUGUACACCAGUCCAGAGUUUCCUGAGGUGUACCAUUCCGAUGAAGAGCAGGAAAGACUGAUGGGUUUAUACCAGGACCUUCACAGCUGCUUGCACCAUCCAACCAGACCUCUCCGUUCCUUUUACCGCUGUAGUGAAACUGAAAACCUGCUGGCAUGGGUGACAAGUGGCUUUGAGCUCUACCUCUGCUUCAGUCCACUGGGGACCAAGGCCUUGGCGGUUUCUGCUGUCAACAAACUGCUGAAGUGGAUCAGGAAAGAGGAGGAUCGCCUCUUCAUCCUGAGUCCUCUCACAUACUGAGCCCUCGCUGCUGGCGGACCCCCUCGAACAAAUAAAGCGUCGCCCUGAACGUUGACUGGCCCGGUGCUAUCAACAGCUGUGGAUGAAGCAGCAGUCAGUUCAGUGUCCACAUACUUUAUGAUUGUCAAAGCUAUGCAUUCCUUGCUUCCGGGCUGCUUCUGAUCUAAUUCAGAUUUUGCAAUGUGGGUAAAUUAAAGCUGUAUUUUAGCUGGCAAGAUUUUUUAUAAAUUUUGAUUUGGAUAACGACAACAGAUGGACGUAGCAUCAGCACCGUCAAUAACACAAACACCUGUGGUGUCUGUAUGCUGUUGUUUCAUAAAUGACUGUUUUACUGUAUCAGAUCUAUUAUGCCUCUUAGAAUAAGCAAAUUGCUGUCUGUCUUUUUUUAAUGCCAUCAUCUCUUUAAAAAAUCUUAAAAAUCAAAAAUAAAAUUAGAAUUUUAAAACUGGAAAUGUUUUCAAAGACUUGUAGUGCAAUGUAUAUGAAUGAAUGAAUAUGGUUAACAACAUUUCUGUUAUGUACUCACUACAUGAUGACCAAUAACUGUAAGAACCAUUGUCAUUUUACCUCUAUGCACUUUCUUUAUGCAAAAGGCACUCUAAGAAACGUGUUCAUGAGUCUGUGACGUUUUUACUGCUGUCAGUUUUUGUGUUAACAUGUCUUGUUAAUAUCAGUGUAAUGUAAUCUUUCAAUGUAAUCUUUCAAUGUCCAUUACCAUUUUCCUUAAGUAUUCCAGUUAACAUGCAAAUUAAUUCCAAGAGAAGUGUUGUUGGGUUUGUGUUUUUCUGCUCAUGUCCUAACAUAAAGGUUCAUCGUAUUUCAAUGGUUUUGCUUAAGGAAUCCAAUGUUGCCACAUCUGCCUCCAUGAAUCAUGCCUUAAAUAAUGGUUCUCCACAUAAGCCAAUAUAAGGUUGUAACAGUGCAGAUUUACAUAAAAAAUAAUUAUAUAUAUAAAUGAAUAAAAAUUAUGAAAAAUGAUUGGUAAUAAAACACACUCCUUAUCA
Lates calcarifer (barramundi perch) is the source of this 2719-nucleotide messenger RNA. RefSeq names its product MON1 secretory trafficking family member A (gene mon1a). The coding region runs from base 153 to 1715 and encodes 520 amino acids. The transcript is spliced from 6 exons. Gene Ontology annotation, biological process: protein targeting to vacuole; vesicle-mediated transport. The record is from RefSeq and is a predicted model, not a curated record. NCBI's taxonomy places the organism in Eukaryota, Metazoa, Chordata, Actinopteri, Centropomidae.